Messenger RNA from Polistes dominula (European paper wasp), 1407 nucleotides. RefSeq lists its product as uncharacterized. The record is from RefSeq and is a predicted model, not a curated record. Lineage: Eukaryota; Metazoa; Arthropoda; Insecta; Hymenoptera; Vespidae.
AUGAAAAGUAUAUUAUUAAUAGCAACUAUUCAAGAUUUAUUUGUAUUUUCUUUAACUAUCGGUGGUGUAAUAUGGAACAAAAAUCUUGGUGUCUUUGUACCCAUAUUUAGCAUUAAUCGUUAUUGGAUAAUUCAUCAAGAAGUUUUGUCGAAAAAACGAUUAAUCGAAACACAUAAUUUUCAUAAAGAAAUUAUUGAAUUUACUUAUUUUGAGGAAUCAAAUAUAGUCUCUUACAGUGACAAUGAUACUAAGGUCAGUGGUCUUGCAGCUGACAUAUGGAAUUUACUCUCUGAAUCUUUAAAUUUUACAUUGAAAACAAUACGUUCAGAUGUAACAACUGUGGGUACUUUUAUUAAUGAAAAUGGUAAUAUUACUUAUCAAGGUUUGUUAGGUUUAUUACAACAAAAUAAAACCGAUGUAGUACCAAAAAUAGGGAUGUAUUCUAAACGAGUCAAUGCUGCUCGAUUUACACCUGCACUUUGGAAAACACCACAUCGACUUUUUCUUCGAGUCGAUCCAGCAUAUAGUUCCGGUUGGGUAUUAUAUUUAUUCGAUUGGAAUGUUUGGUAUUUUAUUGCAGCAACGUAUGUUUUAUUAACUAUAUGCGGUUACAUAUCACAAUUAGUAUUCUCAUGUUACAUUGAAAUCAAACAAAAAGCAGAUUUAAUCGAUCAUUGUUUCUACAACUUUGGUAUGUUAUGCAAACAAGGUUGUAUUCCAGAAGAAUUUGAGGGAAGAUCACGAAUAAUAGAAUUAUCCCUGAGUUUGUUUUGCACUAUUAUGCAUAUAGCUUUUUCCGUGCUCGUAUUUGCUUACAUGACAACGAAAAUCGUAGAUUUACCGACAUUCAAUGAUCUUAUAUCUUUGAAAAAUAAAACGAAUUACAACGUCGUUAUCGUCAACGGAUCUGUUCCUUAUAUAGCAUUUAAGAUAAGUAAUGUAGUUUUAAAAGAAUUAUGGAAAAGCAAUCGACUUCUUGUAGUUGAGACGGAUGAAGAAAUGUAUGAACAAGCAUGUUUUAACGAUUAUGUUAUGUUCUUUCCCGAAGAUGUGCAUGACACAAAAGGAGAUUAUAUUUGUCAAUUGGAAGCUGUAGGACAAGUUUAUUUUGAAACAUGGGUUGCAUCUGGAAUAAGUAAAAAAUUCAAAUAUAAAAGGACAAUAGAUAUGGGUGUCAUAAAAUUACUCGAGAUUGGUUUAAUAGAUCGAUUAAAAAAGCAAAUAAAAGCUAAUAAAAAGAUAUAUUUGGAUUGGCAGCAACCAGAUCCGGUUGAAAUGGAACAGGUGUCUACAUUUUUCUUGAUACCAUGUUUUGCGGCUAUUUUAGCUAGCAUAAUUUUCGUAAUUGAAAAUUUAGUAUUUGUUUGGAACCAACGAAAGUAUCGAUUACAAAAAUUUUUUAAAUAA